Messenger RNA from Dermacentor andersoni, 11319 nucleotides. NCBI's taxonomy places the organism in Eukaryota, Metazoa, Arthropoda, Arachnida, Ixodida, Ixodidae. The record is from RefSeq and is a predicted model, not a curated record.
AUGCAGACUUCCAAAAAAGUGUGCGCCCUCAAGGAUGGCGAUUGCCUGCGCUCGGACUCGGCGUCGUACUUCCAGCUGUCUCCCGGGGGCUACGACCCGACCAAAGGCAUGGACGGUGCCCACUGCCAGAACCUGUGCGCCUCAAUAUCGGCGCCCUACUCGGGCAUCCAGUCCAACCGAUACUGUCUCUGCUCCGACGAUCCCUUCGCGGAGCGGCUGACGGCCACCAAGAAGGAUGUGUGCGACAAGGGCGAGCAGCUGUCGACGCGCUUCUUCCACUCCGACCUGUUCUCGCCCGUCGAGGGGCUGCGCGUGAUGCCAUCGUCCUCGGUGGUGAGCGUCGGCGAAGAAGUGACGCUGCACCUGGCCGUCAAGUCCGGCCGCAAUGCCACCGUGCUGUUCAACUUCGGCGACGGGCUGCCCGGCACGCGAGGCACGCUGAACACCGAGCCCCGUUACAUCUACUGGAGGCCGGGCACCUACAAGAUCGUCGUGCUCGCUACGCCAGUCGGUGCCUCGGACUUGUACACGGUUCGAGCGGAGGCCAUGGUGGUGGUGACCACGGCUCCAGACGAGGACUCGGUGCAUUGGAAUUGCCCCGCACUGGUGGAGCCCGGGGCGGGUUUCACCUGCCACCUGAGCGUGAGCGCGGGCGCAGACAUGACCGCCGAGGUCGACCCUGGCGACGGCUCGCGGCGUCAGGUCAUGAAGCUGCCCGACGUGGUGCCCGUGUCCAUGGGCGAGCCUGUGCCCCAGUUCCAGACGGAGGAGGUCGUGGCGGACGAGGACGACUCUGCCGACUCCGGUGUCCUGCCGCUGGCACGCACCGUGCACUCGGGCCAGAUUGACGUCAUCCACGGAUACGGAAGCGUCCCCGGAAAGAUGGACAUACUGCUUCUGCGUCCCACGUGCCAAGGCUGCACGUUCCUGGGCAACAACGUCACCUGCCACGAGGGGGCCUCCCUGUGCUCGCAGGAAGCCAACUGCCUGCGCAGCGACCAGUGUCCCAAGAAUGAGGUGUACUCCAUCUACAAGAUGGUCGAAACCAUCUCCAUCAUGGUCAACAAGGGAUACUUUGUGCACCGCCUCUCCAGCCCCGUGCCCAUAGUCUCCGGAGACAUCCUGGGCUUCACAACUUCGGGCGGCCGGUUGGCGUACCGGGCCACUCGCAGCGGCGAACCCUCGGACUUGGUCAAACGCAACCAACUCAAAGGUCAGGCCGUCCGCACGGACGACCUGCUGGAGAUAGGACGGCGCUACCUGGUCGGCGCCCUGCUCACUUCUUCUGUGAACCUCACCUACGACUACCUCUACGUAGAGCCCGGCGCAUACGAGUUCAGAAUCAGUCUACAAAACAGGCACCACGACACUACUGUACGCAAGAUGGCGGACGUGAGUAGCCAAGAAAAACUGACCAGCUUCCGGCUGGAGGUGUCCAGGAAUCAAGUGCCGACGGGGACUGAAGUCGAGAUUACUGCCCGCAUGUUCGGUGGGAGUGACGUUACAAUGGUGUGGAAUUUCGGUGAUGGUCACACCACUAAGGAAGUUGUUAAAAGCGUCCUAGCGGGACAGCGUUUCCUGAAGAAGCACAUAUUCAAGGAGCCCGGCACGUACGUGGUGCAGGUGAAUUCGUCCAACCUGCACGGGAACUUCAUCGCCCGCCGGAGUGUCUCCGUCCAGAGGCCCGUCACCGAGGCCUGGGAGCUCUUCACGAACUCACCGGUCAUCCUACCGGAGGCCAUCUACCUGACAUUGACCUACCCCAAAACGGAGAAGCUCCCCACAGACGCCGUGGCGCGAAUAGCGUUUGGCGACCGCCAGAAGAGCAAGUGGAAAGUGCCCAGCGAGUCCGCCGAGAAAGUGUCACAGAAGUUCAGCCACGUGUACCUUCGGCCGGGACACUACAACGUUGCCGUCAACAUCUCCAACCUGAUAUCGCACUACGUUCUCACGACCAGGGUGGAGACUGCCACUCGAACCACGGGUCUGCUGGCCAAGGUUCAGUUCCAGCCGACGGACGACGCACCGCUCCGGGUCGGGCUCGGGUCGGCCAACGACAUCUUCCCGACCACGCGACCCGUCGUGUUCACGGUCAAGACGGGAACCGGCGUUGUGGAAAUGUUCAUUAUCGAGACUGCCAAGGGACAGCUUCUGGCCAACGGUACGGGCAAGACACUGAAGUAUACGCUCAACUUUCCUGAGCCAGGCCAGCACGACGUAUUUGUAUACGCCUGGAACCACGUGCAACAUAGAACGGAUCCCUUCGUCGUCAGUUUCCGUAGCAUGGAACCCAUUGAAGGACUGGAUGUCUACAUGAAUGAUACUACUCCCAAGGACGAGCACAUCCGCAACUUCAUGGUGACCUUCGACCUGAGGGGCACCGAUACGUGCGUCGUGGUGGACUACGGUGACGAGUCGCCCAAGCGGGCCUACGGCUCUCGCUCCCAGUGCUUCACGCGAUACCGGCCCGAGCAGUUCCAAUUCGAAGGAGACCUCGAGACCCCGCUCUGGCUGCAGAACAUCUACGAGCGCGGGUUCGACUACGUCUUCACCCUGCUGGCCUUCAACGACAUCAGCGAGCAGACGAGUGUGCUCAACUUCACGGUGAACAACGAACCGUGCAAGCCACCCAUUAUCAAGAUACGCAACCAAGUUCUGGACCCUGCAAACGCUACCGUUUUUUACAGAUUACACCCGGUGGAGCUGUAUACUUUCACGUCCGUCGAGUGCAACAUCUCCAUCGACGUGACGCGGGCCUGGGAGGCGUUCCUCCUGAACGAGACUGGCGACCCCAUACGGCAGAUCGACUUGACCAUGCUCGACUCACGCACAAAGUCGAUGAUCUUCCUUCCUGAAUUCUUCCUGGAGGCCGGGCUCUACAAGCUGCGCUACAACGUCAACAUGAGCGCACCGAGAGCCAAGCCACCCAUGUUCCACAAGCGUUUCGCCGAGACCUACAUAGAAAUGAAGCCUUCGCCUCUGCUGCCUCAAAUGUCCAACGGCGCUCAGUCAAGGAUAACCAGGGGCUUCCCCCAAACACUCACGCUCAAUCCAGGCAACUAUUCCAUCAACCCUGACGACCCCUCUGACAAGAACUUCAGCGUGACCUGGUUCUGCCGCCGGGUUCCCAACGAGGUCAUCAACCGGACCGUGCCGGACGACGAGCAGAACGUGACGGAGCCCCUCUACCACCGGCUACGCAGCCUCGACAACAUCACGGCCAAGGGUCACGACUUCGACGUGGCCGGCUUCCUCGCGGCAGAGGACUUGGAAGACCGGGGCGGCUGCUUCGGCACAGGCCCAGGCCGGAUCAACAUCACUGGCGGAGACCUGGAGUGGAGCACCAUAGUGUUCUAUAAGCCUAAUGCCACUUACGAGAUACUGGCCAAGCUGGAGAAGCCAGACCGUCCACCGUCCUGGGGAGCCAUACAGCUUGUGCUUAUGGAGAAAGUCCCACCUUCCAUCAGUGUUCAGUGCCAGACGGAGAAGCUGUGCUACCCCAACGACCCUAUCGGUCAGAAGAUCAACCCUGUACGCGUGGGCCUCAUCGGGCUCUGCAUCGAAAACUGCGACGGGGAGAUGAUCUACAACUGGGAAGUGUUCGGCAGCGACAAUCUCACGGAGGUGUACCUGGAGGAUGCCAGGGACUACCUAGUCGGCGCCACGGAGCAAAAGAUGGCGCUGUCGGACGACUUCUUCAAGGUGUACUAUCCGAGCUUCGGCGACUUCGUGGCUCGCCUGACGGUGACCAAUCAGUGGGGCGUGAGCGGUAUCUCGGACCUGUUCCUGCACAUCAACAAGCCUCCCGAGAACGGCAUCUGCUCCUUCGAGCCUCAGGAAGGACGUGCCCUCAUGGACAAGUUCAAGGCAUCGUGCUCAGACUGGAGCGACCCCGAGGGACUCGACAUUGAGUUCUUCGCCUUCUGGGUGCGCAACGUGGCCAACGAGGCGUUGACAUUCCUGACGUACGGUCCAGACAGUGAGGUAACCCUCGUGCUGCCCUACGGCGAGUACCAGGUGGGUGCCGACGUCAAGGACAAGGAAGGGGCCACCACGCGCGUCAACAUGACCACCAUCUCGACUUACCUGCCCACCCGGCAAGAGUUCGAGCGUUACCUGGGCGAGCGCUCGCUGGACAACGCGGACGCCGCCGGAGACCAGGCGCGCAUGAACCAGAUGUCGCAGGCCAUCACGUCGCUCAUGAACGUGCGCCUGCCCGACGAGUUUGAGAAUGAGAUCAACUAUUCAGACCCUGCGGUGCUGGACCGUGAGCUAGAGGAGCAGGCCCUGCUGAGGGCCAAAAUGGUACGCUCCGUGUCCUCCAUCAUGAACGUGGACACACUGAGCAGCCUGGAGCAGGUUGGCAGCGCCCUCACCGCCAUCGCCGGAGACGGAAAUGGCGUCGACAACGAGGGAAAGGAGGUGAUCAUCAAACUGCUGAAAAAGACCGUGUCGCUCGCUUCCAACUUGAAGGUGGAAGCACCCCAGCAACUUCUCGACUUUUGCAUGUACGCUGUCGGCACCAUGGGAGGCAUCGUCUCGCGCAUGACUCAGCAACUCAUCUCGGGCAUAGUAAUGCCCACGGACCGAGCCAAGGCCGUCAACAUCGAGUACGACACCGAGAUCGCGCUGGAAGGAGAACCCGAAAAAGAGAGCCUCUUCGACGGGACGGUUCCUAUGGACGUCGCCUUAGCGAGAGCCGUUGUCCUCAAUGAAAGAAAGGAGGCCGAGCGCCAGAUCAGCACCAUGGUGGAUCUGACCAUCGACCUGGUGUUGGCCAUCCUUCGGAAUAUCAUCGUCGGAGAGAAACCCCUGGAGUUUCGCGCGCCCAGCGGUCUUGGCCUUACCAUAUCCAUGUUCAGCGGUGGAGCGCUGAGCGGUCGAGCCAUUCAGCACGGCGACGCGGUGUACGUCUUUCCCGGAAUCUGUGACGUCCUCGCCAGCCGACCAACAUGCGCCGGGAACGAGACUCUCGGCGUCAUGGCUGUGUCGUGGCCGUCGAUCCUGCAGUCCUUCGGCGGCAGCGUGGACGUGCUGUCCGAGGACACGCAGACGUUGCAGUUGGUCAUCCUGGACGAAAACCUGUACCGCGUGGACGUCAGCAACACCACCGACUACUUCGAGAUCAUCGUGCCGCGCAAAAGGGCCAAGGAUAAUACAACGGGCCUCCCGGAGCCGACAGAGUUUGCGCCGCAGGUGAAGUGGAACGAGGAGAUGGUGUACCACCAGUUCGUGGUGCCCAAGCCGGACUCCGCCGUCAACAUCGAGAUUACGCCGCAUGACCCGAGCUCGCAGUUCCUCGUCUACAUCAAGCACAGGGUCAAGCCACAGCUCAACGCCUACGACCUCAUGGUCAACUUGUCCACAAUACGCAGUACCAACGGCACGUACGACAUAUUCCUGGACAACGCUCUCAUUGCCAACCGAACUGGCUUCUUCUACCUGGGCCUGGUCCAGCCAAACGGCAGCGUUCCCGAGUUCAGCAUGGACGACCCGGUCAACCUAACCCUGUCGGAUGUGAGCCGGGAGUUCAGCACAAACUACUCCGUGCGCAUCUACACCUCCGGAUGUUACUUCUUCAACUCGAAGACGAAGACGUGGUCGGCCGACGGUUGCUUCGUGGCGAACGCCAACUACGCGGUGACCAGGUGCAAGUGCAACCACUUGACCUCGUUUGGCAGCGGCUUCUUCGUGAUGCCCAACACGAUCGACUUCUCGUACGUGUUCGCCAACGCGGGCUUCGCCGACAACGUCACCAUUUACAUGACCGUCGUAGUCACAAUGCUUGUCUACGUCGUGCUUCUCAUCUGGGCACGCUACGAGGACAGGAAAGACGUCGAGAAGCUCGGAGCACUGCCCCUGCAAGACAAUGAUCCCAAGGACAAGUAUAUUUACGAAAUCGCCGUAUUCACGGGUGACAAGAAAGGAGCAGCUACGGAUUCAAAUGUGUUCUUCAUCCUCUCUGGCGAUGAUGACGAAACAGAAGUGCGCACUUUUGGGGAACAGAAGCGAAAGAUAUUCCGGAAAGGUGCCGCGGAUACUUUCGUUAUGACAGUUCCUCGGCCUCUCGGUCGCCUGAACUACAUGCGCAUCUGGCACGACAACAGCGGCAAGGCAUCGAUGCGCUCCUGGCACCUGCGCUUCAUUUCGGUGCGCGACGUGCAGACCAACGCGCGCUACGACUUCAUCGCCAACAAGUGGUUCGCCGUCGAGAAGGAAGACGGCCUUACGGACCGCUUGCUGCCCGUGGCCGGCAAGGACGAGGCGACCGAGUUCAGCCACCUGUUCCAGCUCAAGUCUCAAAAGAACCUCGCCGACGGCCACCUGUGGUUCAGCGUCUUCAUGCGCCCGCCAAAGAGCCGCUUCACGCGCGUCCAGCGCGUCUCGUGCUGCGUGGCGCUCCUCUACCUGUCCAUGCUGGUGAAUGCCAUGUGGUACGGCCGCGUGCCCUCCAAACCAUCGGCAUCGGCAGUCAACGUUGGCCCUUUCUCGCUUAGCCCAGAACAGGUGGGCGUGGGCAUCAUGGCCAACCUGAUCGUGUUCCCGCCAACCUUCCUGAUGAUCACGCUCUUCCGGAGGUCUCGCCUGCGACGCAAGAGACCCAACAGGAUCACCGAGGCCCUCCGCCAGAAAAGAGACUCGCUGGUGGUGAGCCGCGCCUCGUCGGCGGCGGCGUCCAAGCCGCUAGGCCGCGCCGGCAAGUCCGAGUCGACGAUGCAGCUGACCGAGACCGAGCUGAACGACGUCUUCGAGGAGAAGGCCUUCGCCCAGAGGCGCCGCCUGCAGCAGGGCAGGCGCAAGCGAAAGGGCAAGUUCAUGUUCCCCUGGUGGUGCCGCUACGUGGCCUGGUUCCUCUGCCUGGCCUCCAUCUUCGUCUCGGUGUUCUUCAUCUGGGCCUACGGCGUCCAGUUCGGCGACGAGAAGACCCGCAAGUGGAUCACCUCUCUGCUUGUCUCCUUCUUCAUGUCCGUGCUCAUCACCCAGCCCAUCAAGGUGUUCCUGCUGGCCAUCAUCUUCUCGAGCCUGUUCAAGUCUCCGGACAAAGACGACGACGAAGCGGAAGAAGAUGAAGAAGAACCCGAGCUCCUCGAGCACGAGGAGUGGCUGCACAGCGGUGACGAGGCCAUCGCACUCGCAGACGCGCCGAACCACCGGCGGCGACGACUGUACAAGCCGCAGAAUAGCUGGGAGCUGGACCGCGUCCGCGAAGAACGUCUCCGGGAGCUCAAAAUGGCGGCCAUUCUGCGAGAGAUUGGCAGCUACCUCUUCUUCCUGUGGAUCCUCACCGUGCUGUCGUACGGAAACAGGGACCCCAGCGCCUACUUCCUGCAGCAGAGCCUCAGACACGAGUUCGUCGACAAUGGAAAGUUCAUGGAGAUCUCCAGCGCCCAGCAGUUCUGGAAGUGGUCGCGCGAGGUGCUGGUGCCCAACCUGAAGGCCGGCCCAUGGUACAAUGGAGAACAGCCAUUCGGACUGCGUGGAUUCCUCGGGGACAGGGUGAACCGCAUCAUGGGAUUCGCAGCGAUCAGGCAGAUACGCGCUCGGCCCCACUCGUGUCGAGUGGAGAAGCUCAUGCGCAACCUCGUGGACGAGUGCCGCGGCCAGUCGAACCUGCUGAACGAGGACAAGCUGAGCUACCAGCCAGGCUGGAAAGAAGUAGCUGACCCCAACAGCCCCGUGGACGAGUGGCACCACCGGAGAGCCAAGGAGCUGAACGGACUUCCCUUCUGGGGAAAGCUGGACGUGUACGGCGGAGGCGGGUACCUGGUGCCGCUGCGAGGCUCCAACCAGAAGAUCAUCGACAAGCUUAACCAGCUGGAGAAGGCAGACUGGAUCGACGGUGGCACCAGGGCCGUAUUCGUCGAGUUCAGCGCUUACAAUGCCCAGGUGAACUUGUUCGGCGUGGUGACGAUCUUGGCCGAGUUCCAUCCGGGAGGUGGCCUGAUCCCCAACGUUCGCAUCGAUGCCAUCCGGCUGAUGCGCUACCACCAGGGCUUCGGCUUGUUCGUGCUGCUCUGUGAGCUCGUGUUCGUCGGCUUCGUCGUGUACUUCUCGGUGCACGAGUUUCGCACCUUCCUCAACCUGCGGGCCGACUAUUUCCGCAGCUACUGGAACAUCGCAGAACUGGUGGCGCUCGGGCUCUCCUACUCGGCCAUGUUCUUCUACAUAUCGCGCAUGAUUGUCACCAACAAGAUACUCAAGACCUUCGAGCGCAGCCACGGGAACGGCUACGUCAAGCUGCAGGUGGUGGCGGCUAUCGACGAGCUCUUCGGCUACCUGAUGUCCUUCCUGAUAUUUAUCUGCAUUCUCAAGUUCACCAAGAUGCUACGCUUUAACAAGCGCAUCGGGAUCCUCUACAGCACGUUAGCCCAAUGCUCCAGGGACCUCAGUUCCUUCUUCGUAGUCUUCUGGGUCACCUUUCUCGCCUUCGUGCAGGUGUUUUACAUCCUGUUGGGGACCAAGAUGGCGGAGUUCUCGACUUUUGUCACGGCUGCCGAAACAGCGUUCGACAUGGCGCGAGGCCAAUUCAAGUUCGACGACAUCGCCAUGGCUUCGCCUGUCGUCGGACCAUUUGUCUUCUUCGUGUUCGCCCUCGUGACCUCCGUCAUCCUGCUCAACAUAUUCGUGACGCUCAUCAUCAGUUCCUUCCAGUCCGUGAAGGAAGACGUCGAAAAGCAGUGCAACGACUUCGAGAUGGUCAGUUACGUGGGCAAGAAGUUCAAGGGAUUCCUGGGACUGGCUUCGGCAGACCUCGAACCCGACACGUCCAAGCCACCCACGCUGGAGUCACAGAUCAGUACCUUCCCGGAGAAAGUGGACCGGCUCCUGUUCUACAUCAACGACAUGUACUUCGACGGCCAGCUCGACCUGUCGGGAAAACGGGCCCUGCGCGCACUGUACAAGGCACCAGAGCCCACACCGGCUCAGCAGGCGCCCUUGCAAGGGGCAAUGCUCGACUGGAUGGAAGUGUCCGACGAGCCACUAGACGAACCGCAGACCGCGCCGCGACGGAGGAAGAAGAAGCGCUUCUAAGCCGCUGGCCUUGUAUGCACUCGGAAACCUGGAGUCCUCUCUAAUUUGUCUCGAUGUCGUACGGCUUGAGUGUGGAAUGCUAUAUGGUCCCAGGCUAUGAACAUUUCAGUUUUUGUUAGAAAUUGGGUGCUGCUAUUGAAACAGCGUACGGGUGGCACCCACGGUGACGCUUUUUUUUUUUGGGCCCACACAGUUACAUGUAUACGUACACCAGGUGUCGAAAGCGCACGGACCGCGAAGUGUAAGAAAAGCUGAAUAUUUCUGCAGCCUGGUCACGCAUUCCGGUAUUCGGAGUACCAGCUUGCGAACAACAGUGGGUUACAGGCGAACAGCAGUGGGUUGUACUGCCUACGGUCACGAACUCUUCGGAAAUUCAACAUUUUCUUAGAUCCAUUGCAUGGCCCGUAAAAUUUUGACACUGACUGUACUAUUUUAAGAAUGGCUUGCAGACUGCGAACUUUAUCCAAGCAGUCACAGACAAUGUGCGAAGAGUUCCUAGUUAACACCGUAUGUCAGGCCCCAUUGCGUUAGAAGCGCUCAGCAGUAACAGUUGACGUUUCCAAAACGCUGUUUAAACCUGCACUGUUUACGCUGUAUGGGUGCUUCCAGCUUGCACCAACCGAUCUGUGUACGAAAGAUGCCUGACACCGUUGACAGAUGUUCCCUGCUUCGGCGACGUUCUGCUAAACGACGCUCCCGGAUAAAUGGAUGAUUGACGCCAGAUUUUCGAGUGUGCUCUGUUCGAUCGAAGUUGCGCGUGUUUUACAUGUGAAAACGGGUUGGCUGUUUCAUAACAGCAUUCUUCUUCAGCGUGUAAGCGCAGCAAAGACGUCGCAAAAGUAGUAGUACUAUGUCUUUACAGUCACGCACGUGGAAAUUUUGCGUAAUCUUCCCACACAGCUGCCAUUUGCACAAGCUCUUUCAUUAUGUUACGCAAUCACUGAGAUUCUGUUCGUGUUUCAACAGCAGUAACCUUGCUUAACUUGCAUCGGAAAGCGUUUAUUGACGCAUGUUAAUUCCCGGCUAAAUAAAUGCUCUGUCGUGAUUGUUAAAACCUUAUUCGCUUUCUUUUUCGCAGCUGUUUCAACAGGGCUAAUACAGAUGUUCUCCACAAUGUAUUUUCUUUCUUGGACUAAAAAAAUAAAUGUAGGAUAUCGGAGCAUGCCUACGUAAUGAGAAGAAAACAUGGCAAAUUUCACGCUUAACCGAUAAUUUGUUGAAUGGUUUUCACCGAAGCACCAACACUAAAUUUAUUCAAUAUUAGUCACGCGACCUGGAGCACGUGCUCGAUGUUGGCUCUGCGAAGAUGAUCUGGGCCCGAAACAAGGUUAGACAGAAACACCAUUUUAUGCGUGAUCUGUAAAUGACAUCAACUAAUAUAAAAUUAUCAGAGUUGAGAUCACGUGAACGUUGUGCCCAAACGACCAGACACUCGUCCUUGGCUGAAGCCCUUCCAAUCCAGAUCUCGCGGUACACAGUUGCUCGUUUACGGCAUCGGCAACCCUCAAAAUGGAAGGCAUUUGAAUCCUGUUGAUCUCUGAGCUCUUAGGCAGACGGGAAAUCUUCCGCGAGCUUAGCAUAUCGAGGAGUAUGUUAAAGUUCAUGCAACAAUAAGGAAGGCCUCCUAGAUGUUUCUAUGACAGUAUCCAGAAAACAUUUACUGCUAAAAAAACCAGUCAAUGUUCCCAAAGCGAAAUAUUGGUGGUCUCACACGUGAAUAUGAAAGAUUAUUUACUGUUCAACAUGAAGAAAUAAUUGUGAUCAUUAUUGCUAUACUUACGCGCAAUGGGACCAAUCGGAGAUAUCAUAAAUGUUUUCUGCAGGUUUAGGUAACCCUGACUUCUCGUUGGGCUUUAGGCCACGCUUAUAUCACUAUAGAUACCGGUGUACGUGCUCAGUAUACAAGAUGUUUUUUUUUUUCUUGCGUCAACAGUGUACAAAAGUAAAUGUUCCAAGUUGUGGUGAGAGCGCUGCACCUCCUCCGUCCUUACGAAUUUACACUUGAACGGAGGUUCGACUUAACAGCUGAUGCUUGUCACUUGAGUGACUUGCGACUAUUCCUCUCAUAGUAUAUGGAACGACCACCAUUCGUUAGAGGCUUAUCGUACAGGCAAUCGUUUCCUUUCGUGCUGUCACUAAAUUUCAAGCAUGUUCCAGCCUGCGCACGUGUGGCUUGCCAGAAACUUCCGCACUCAAAACGAGUUACCCGAAGGCACCCUGGUCUUCAUUUUUUUUUUCGCACGCAGCUGUACAUAAUGUCAAUAAAAUAUAAUUAUUGUUCACAAA